AUGACUAUCAACGACGGCGGCUCGGCAGGUAUGAGCAACACAUCUCUCGAAAACACAGCCCGCCAUCAGACGAUGGAGAAUCAUGCUCCUGCCACCGUUGAACCAACUCUCCAAGAACGCGUCCCAGCCACGGACCCGCAGAAGGUGUUCCACUAUACAGACCUCCAACGAACUAAGCCAACUAGAGCCAAUGACCCGUACGACUAUCUCGUUGGCUUCGGCAACCGUCAUGAGUCUGAAGUCAUCCCAGGGGCUCUCCCUGUAGCCCAAUACAACCCGCAGGACCGUGGGUUUGGGCUGUAUACAGAAGGCCUAACCUAUUCUUUCUUCGCAGCACCGAGACACAGCAACAUGAGUACAUUCAUGUAUCGAGCGCGACCAUCCGCAGCCCAUCGUGGCUACAGAUCGGUCGACAGUAAAUCCAACGUGGAGAAUUGCUUCCUGUCGCUGAACCCAAAGGUCAAAACACUCCCAGCCCAGGCCGAGUGGUCGCCCUUCCCUCUUCCAACCGCGGGCGAUGAGAUAGAUUUCACCGACGGACUGCAUACGCUGGGCGGGAGCGGCGACCCGAAUCUGCGCGAGGGCGUAGCGCUUUCCAUCUACGCCUUCAACAAAAACAUGGACGGCAAGGCGUACUGCAACACGGACGGCGACUUUCUCAUCGUAGCUCAGCUGGGCAAUCUGAACAUCCAGACAGAGAUGGGCAGACUUUUCCUUCAGCCCGGCGAGAUCUGCGUCAUCCAACGUAGUAUUCGGUUCCGGGUCGAUCUGGGCCCGGACGUCGCGGUCGCUCGUGGCUACAUCAUUGAGGUCUGGGGCUCGACGUGGGAACUGCCUGACUUAGGCCCCAUUGGCGGUCACGGAUUGGCCAACGCGCGCGACUUUCUCUUCCCCAAGGCUUACAUAGACGAGGAUCUCCACCGGGACUUUACCGUUGUCGUCAAGAAUAACGGGCAACACAUGGCUAUUGAUCAGGACCACAGCCCGUUCGAUGUCGUGGCAUGGCAUGGAAAUGCUGUUCCGUACAAGUACGACUUAACCAAGUUCGCAUCGCAGAACGCCACAUCCGUCGACCACACCGACCCAUGCAUCAACACCGUCCUGACCGCGCGGUCACGGGAUCCCAAUACGUCGCUCGUCGACUUCCUCUGGUUUGGUCCCCGCUGGGACGUAGCAUCCAACACGUUCCGCCCUCCUUAUUUCCACCGUAACGCCGCCUCCGAGUUCCUCGCAUGCCUGUACGGCAAAGGCCUGAGUCGUUCGGACGAUUUCCGGCCCGGUGGUGCUAGCUACGAUAGGGGAAACACACCGCAUGGAGGCUUUGACGAUAGCUAUGUUAUGAACUCGAAGAAGCCGACCGUUAAUCAACCGGAGCGCAUCUUGGAAGGUACAUCAUCAGUCUCUCUCUCUCUCUCUCUCUCUCUGCUCAAACCAUGCGAUUGGUCCAGGGUCGUCGGCGUUAACUAAUAUCAUGCAGAGCAAAUGACCAUCAUGGUCGAGACCAGCAGGACGCUGCUGUUUACCGAAUGGGCGCGCAAAUCCUGCGGCGUGCUUCAGGAGCAAGGCACGAAUCCCGCCGUGUGGGAUAGGCUACCGGUAAGUGAAGCUACAUCAAGCCGGCUGGACCGACGUUGGACUAAUGUCUUUUCUACCUACAGGACAAUUUCUCUGCCAACCCAAGGGUGAAGGAGAUGCUAAAGCGAGCCAAGGAAGAUGAGGCUGCGGAACGUGCUCGAAUUGACUUUUACCACAACGUAAAUCUUUGGAACAGAAGCUAA
This is a messenger RNA of Ascochyta rabiei, 1778 nucleotides long. Its product is annotated as Homogentisate 1,2-dioxygenase. The coding region runs from base 1 to 1467 and encodes 488 amino acids. Gene Ontology annotation, molecular function: homogentisate 1,2-dioxygenase activity. NCBI's taxonomy places the organism in Eukaryota, Fungi, Ascomycota, Dothideomycetes, Pleosporales, Didymellaceae. Gene Ontology annotation, biological process: L-phenylalanine catabolic process. The record is from RefSeq and is a predicted model, not a curated record. The transcript is spliced from 2 exons. Gene Ontology annotation, cellular component: cytoplasm.